Messenger RNA from Saccostrea cuccullata (small rock oyster), 1150 nucleotides. RefSeq lists its product as uncharacterized. The coding region runs from base 178 to 714 and encodes 178 amino acids. The transcript is spliced from 3 exons. NCBI's taxonomy places the organism in Eukaryota, Metazoa, Mollusca, Bivalvia, Ostreida, Ostreidae. The record is from RefSeq and is a predicted model, not a curated record.
AUUAUCAUUCGGAAUGCAUUCUUCAUAUACAAUGAUUAUUUUUCUUUAAAUUCUGCUGAUAGAACUUAACGAUUUCAUCCAUCUGGGAAAUGUGAUUGACAGUUAAGCGUCAACUAUAUGCCCUUCGUUCCGAUUCGUUAACCAUACACACAUCAGAAGUUUUGACAUAAAAAUCGGAUGUCGAUUCCCCUCCGUAACAUUACGGCAACCAUGUAUCUGGGGACCAUUACAACGACGCUCAUUGUGAUCCUGCUGGUAGAAUGCAUCUCUGGACAGUCUGUCUCACUCUUUCCCUAUACGAAUGGAAAUAUACCAUAUAGAAGAACACAAAGAAGAUUUAUAAACAAUGUUUCCGCUAAUUUUGCACGAAGGCAAAAUACCCGUUUUCCACAGUUUACAAACAGAAUGACUUUAGACCCAUGGUGGCCUUAUUCAUCAAGACAAAGCGCCAUUCGUGAGGUAGAAAGGCUUCAACGCAUCAUACAAGAAGCACGGAAGAACAGACCUGUUUAUGAUUACAACGGACCACUGGAAAACUUUCUUCCCCUACCCAUAGGAGAAAGAUUCAAACCGUCACCUUUCAGAGAUAGCAGGGCUAACAAACCCCAACUUCCGGUGGGCCCACUCUCCAAUGAAAUAAAAUACGCAGGGGACUUAAUCCGAGCUAAAGCAGCAGCCGGUUACUAUGGCGACAAGCCUCUUUUUGAUAUUUAGUUUCAACUUUGUGGUGACUGUCUACAUUCUGCAAUCCAUUCAUUGCAUAAUAUUUAUAUUAAUUUUAUGUUAAAGUUGUUGCAGUAAAUCGCUGGAUCUCCGGUAUAUUUCGUCGUGUUUCGUUUUCGUUUUUGUUUUGUUUGAAGAGGAACAAUAUCUUUUCUGACUAAUUAAAUAUUAACAUAAAAUUUAAAUAUGAUAAUUAGAAACUGACAAACAUAUUUGUUCAAUAUUAUGUAUAUGUAAAUAUUAAUAAUGUGAAGUUCAUGUUCUGUGUGCUGAAUAGUCGUGUUGCAUGUAUCAUCCUCGUUGGUUUCUAGCCAUGGUGUAUUUCUUUUUUGUUUGUUUAUUUGUUUUCUUGCGCAAGCAGAUUCUGUUUAUUUAUGUAUAAUUUUUGUUAAAAUUUUCAUAAAAAACAUUAAAGUAUAAAAUUACA